Molecule: messenger RNA, 4831 nt
Organism: Ylistrum balloti
Lineage: Eukaryota; Metazoa; Mollusca; Bivalvia; Pectinida; Pectinidae
Product: WD repeat and SOCS box-containing protein 1-like
Exons: 8
Coding region: 235-1581 (448 amino acids)
Biological process (GO): intracellular signal transduction
Molecular function (GO): protein binding
Source: RefSeq, a predicted model, not a curated record
AACGACGUAGAGAAGACCAGCUUGUUUUUACGUUGUUCGCUUUAAGGUUAAUUUGUGGAUAGCUGUUGCAAAGAUAUCUAUGCACAUAACAGUGAUUUAUCCCACAUGUUUACUUAAUUAGGCGUGAUUGGAGCCACAGCCAUCCAGAGACGAGAGCACAGGUCCUAACACAACGUAAACAUUCUAGCCGGGUCACUCGAUAGAAAUAAAAACAACUGCUGAUCAUUUCGUUAAAUGAGAAAUAUCGACGCUCCUUCCAGUUUCUCCGACGUCGAUGCAGAAGACAUCGAUAUUAUCAAGCCGUGUGAUGAGUUGUCUCCUCUAGUGACACCACAGGGCCUGUCGUAUGGACGGUCAGGCCAAGAGACGUGGUCAUGUGCGUGGGCCCCAGACAACUUGUACUUUGCCUGGUCUUGUGGUUCCCGCACAGUACAGCUUAUUCCCUGGGACAAAAACACAGGACAUCUGACUGAAGAAGCUAAAGAAUACAACAGUUCCUAUGAAAGGAGACAGAGAUGGGUAAAUGAGAUCAAUGGAGAUCAGCUCACCACACUACGAUUGAUCCAGAUGCUGAUGAAGGAGGAGGAAGAUGAUAACCAACACCUUAAACGAAAAAGAGUUACACGUACCAUUGACUGUGGGGGGUUUGUCACUGCUGUGGCUUUUGGUACGGGGACAUCUAAGGGUGGAUAUCACACCAUGUGGAAACGAUUCAAGUUUGAUGAUGUCAUGAUACUAGCUACAGGAUUACUGAAUGGAAAGAUUAAAACCUGGGACUGCGACACAGGUAAUCUGUUAAUGGAGCUGAUUGAUCACCGAGACUGUAUCAAGGAAAUCGACUUUGCCCCAGACAGAAGCUUGUUAUUUGUUUCUGCUUCUCGUGAUGGGACACUGAAAGUUUGGGAUCUCGAUGAUGAUGGAAAUAUGACGAAGACUUUGCGAGGAAAAGCAUCAGUGGCAAACUCAUGUAAAUGGUCUCCGGACUGUAAGAUGAUCGCCAGUGUAGGCAGUAGCAAGUCAGUGGCCUUGUUUGACAUGACAGACAGAAAUAGACACAUUCAGCUACAGGGUCACUACCAUGAAGUGUGUUCAUGUGACUUCUCCCCUGAUGGGGCCCUCUUAGCCACAGCUUCCUACGACACUCGUGUCAUCAUCUGGGACCCCUACACUGGGGAUGCUAUAUCUGAACUGGGACAUAUGUUCCCAGAACCCCGUCCAAUAUUUGCUGGUGGUGCUAAUGAACACUAUGUGAGGGACUUAAGUUUCUGUAAGAAUGGCCUACAACUGGCUACCAUCUGUGAUGAUGGGUACAUGAGAGUGUGGGACCUACAAGAUACUAGUAACCCUAAGGCCGUGGCUAACCAUAGCAACACCCUGUGUUGUAGUUUUUCUCCAAAUGGACACACCAUCGCUGUAGGUGACAGGGACGGAUGUGUAGGUUUCUACAGGACUCCUAACAAGGUAGCCAGUCUACAGCACCAGGCACGUCAGACCAUUCGUAGAAUCGUCCCGUCUAACAUUGUCGACCACAUCUUAAUGCCUUUACGUCUCAAGGAGUAUCUCAAAUACCAUACCAUCUAGGAUUCUGUGUACAUAUCUUACUCAGCUUUCAAUUAUUGUAUCAUUGAAACUGCACUGUCUUAAUUAAUUCCACCAAUAACACACUUUAAGACCAGUUUUAUUGCCAUACAUUUCCAUCAUGCCAGUGUGUUUUUCUACCCAGUUUUUUAAGCAGUCUGUACAUAAAUAGAUUGAAAAAAUGUAGUACUUCAUAAUAUUUUUUUGGGGAAAAUAUUUCUGAUUUUGCUUAAUUUUGGAAAGUAACACUCAUUUUUGGCCGAGAAGGAAACUAUUGAUAGCUGUAAAACAAGGCAGAAAUAUUGUGAGAUACAUUCAUUAUAUUUAUCAAUGUCAAAAGAACUUGUUGUCCAUUGUAAAAACUUUUUUCUAAGCAUUUAUCGCAAAUCCUGUUUUUGCAUAAUUUAACUUAAAGGAUCUGAUACUUGUGUGCCUGUAACAAUGUUGUGCAUGUUUGAAAACUUAAUAGCUUGAUACAAAGUGCUACCUGUACAGACAAGCCGUUCAGUUACAACAUUUUAUAAUUGUGUUUGCUUUUAUAAGCUUUAACUUUCGAUACAACAUGUGUACCUCAUGUAUUUUGACAUCAGAAAGAAAGGUGUGUGAUAAACAUUUGAUGCUCCCCUUUUUAAAUACAAAGUAAACUUGUGCUGUGGUGUAAUAAAUUAUCAAUCUUAAUUCAAACAAUUUAUAAAAAAUGGAAAAUCUAUUUAGGAUCAAGUACCUUUUAUCAUCCAAUUUAUUUUAACUUUCCCAAGGUUGGAAUUAGUUGUUUAGUAUAGAAAAGUCCGUAGUAGACAAUACAUACUAUACAUCAGUUCCUCUAACCUUUAUAUCAUAAACAUCAGAAAACAGUAUUCUUUCUAUAAACUUUAUAUAAACUGCAUUUUUAGGUAGAGGGUGAGCCUUGAAAAGUCUUUCUAAUUUCAUCAGAUAACAGUAUUCUCUCUAGUCUUUCUAAUUUUUGAUCAGAUAAUCUCUUGAUUUACAUUGUAUUGACACAAGUCCAUAACACCAUUUCCAGAGUUCGAAAUAUGAAAUCAUUGUGAUGACUUUAAUUGGAUCAUAUGUGUGACAAAUUCUGUGGCUAUGACAUUUGACUUAAUACUGUCACUUCUAUAUUAUACAGAAACAAUCAAACUUUAAAAACAGUAUUCAUAGGUGUACAUUUUGCUCUGAAAGUCUGUUGCUUUUAUGAACAUUGUCUUGACUUUUUGGUCUGCAUUUACCCUUUUCACUUUCAUUGUUAUUCAUUUGUUUUCAUUUUUGUUUGUUUGUUUUUUUUUUCUUUGUCAUUUGUAUGAGUUAUUUUUUUAAAUAUUCUUAUCUUACCUAGUUUCAAUUCCAAUAUAUUUAUCCAAAUUCUAUAGAACUGACUUGCGCUACCAGUGUUUAUGUCCAUUUGCUAUCACGACCUUCUUACCUAUCAGUCAACUUCAGACCUUGUAACCCACAAGAUACUGUGCAAUGUUUGAGGAGCUCGCAGCCCUGGUGUGUAAUUCCUUGGAAAGGUAACAAUAUAACAAAAACUAAACCCAUACCUGGUAAAAAAAGUCCACUCUUUGAAAUUGAUUCUGAUAAUACUCGUGACUUCCUUGUUGUUAGUGAUGUAACCAGAUGUUUUAGGUUUGUGCUUUUGUUUUGAAUCUUAUUAAGUUGUACCUUAUGUAUAUCUUGUAAAUUACAUUAUGUUUUUUAUGUUAAUUGUAUCUGGUCUCUAUUUCUAUCGAGUCAAUUAAAUUCCAUGUAGCCGUAAAUGUUGAGUAGCUAUAUACAUUGGUAUCAGAUUGUUACACAAAUAUGUCAUAAGCAAUAUUAAUAUUAUUGUGAUUCAUCUUUAUUAUUAUAUCAUACUUUCUUAGUGGUGAACCAUAACUUUUCCAUUAGUGCUUAACUCAAUCUUAAACUAUUGCUAAAUACAAUGAAAUUUUUUCAGUUUUAAUUUGUAACAUCACUGAACAUUAUCUUUAAGAUAUUCCAAAAUAUAAUGCCAAAAAUUUCAUUAGAAAGCAGGUGGUAUACUAGCAAGGUUUUACCAAUAGUAGUCGACACUAAAAACUACUUCCAGCAUAUACUAAACAGUUGAUCACUGCAACUGGAAAGAAGGCAGAAGGUGAUGGUAAAAAGAAAUGAUGGGUUAUUUUUUAAUGCAUGACUUUCGCAUUGAACCGAUUCCAUUGAACAUAUCAAUUGCCAAACACCUUAUUUACACUAUGUUGUCGGUAACAGAAUUAUUUUACACCUUGCUUCGUUGUGAUAUUUCCGACAUACCCAUUCUUAGAUCUUCUGUUGGUAACACUUUUUUUACACCUUGCUUCUGUGCGAUAUUUCUAAGGUACCCAUCAGUAAAUCUUGGUAGAGGGUCUGUACAUUUUGGUUACCAGACAGAGUAAUAAAUAACCGUUAUCUUGUACUUGUCAAACCUUCACUAAACCUCCAUUGUGUUUCAUUGAUGACUGAUGUACAUAGUGUGUGAUUACUCCAAUCUUUCCCAGGUCGCAUGUUGCCGUUCUAUUUGUUAUGAACCGUACUUCCAACAGAACACACCAUUUCAUUAUAACACCAGUAGUGCUGUAUCAUGUCCCCCUUUUGAUAUUCAAAAUUAAGCAACACUUGUUUUACAACCAUGCUGUUGUGUUAUCUAUGUAAAAAUGAAUAUUUGACUUCAUUGAAUAGUCCAGUGUGCUACCACAUACAUUUGGCUGGUGGUAAGUGUUAUGUAAGGAAGUAUGCAAUGCUAAGGAAAAUAUUUUUUCAAUGAUUUCAUUGAUAUUUUUGGUAAACAGAAUUCAAUUUCAAAAAACAAAAAAGUAUUGUUGUCCAGUUGUCAAAUUCUAUGAAGAUGUAAAAAUUAAUAUAUGCUUUUGGUUUUAAAUUGUUGCACAUUCUUGUAAAUUUUAUUUUCUGAAUUACUUUGUCUCAAUUUCUUUUGAAGACUACUUUCUUUUCCUUGGUAUUCAGAACAGCAGUCAAAUUAUGAUUCUGUUGAUAAUGAUAAUAACUGUUGUAUUCAAGAAAAACAAAAGCUAAACAUAACUGAAAUUCUGAUGUAUGUAAGAAACACAAGGGACUCUUAAUUCACUAGUUAAAUCAAUCAGGAAAUGUUCUCCCAAUAACACAAUUAGCUUUUAUCAUCAGGUCCAGUUACACCCUGUAUAUAUCCACUUUGUUAUACAAUGCUGGCAUCACAAUAUACUGUAUUAUUAUACACAUGUACAACAGUUGUUUAAAUAAAAGUUAAAACUGAAUGAAA